CUCUCUCAUCCGACAGAAACCCAAAAGCAGUUUCUCUCUCUCUCCGUUUAGGACAUCAGCGACAUCUCUAAAAGGUUUUUCUUCCUCUUCCUUGUGUUUGGUUACUGAACUUUCUCUCUUCUCUCCGUUCCAUCUGAUAACUUUCAUUUUAGUGAUCAUCUUCUCUCUAAAGCGUUUUCAAACCACAUGGCCAACUUUGAUGGGCCAGGGUUUGCAAUGGUCGACGGCUACUGGAUCCAAACCAAAGCCAUCGACGUGGAACCCUCAACCGACAUCUCUCCUUACCUCUCCCGUCUCCUAGAAGACUGCGUCUGGAACGGUAACAGAGCCAUCGUCUUCGACCUCUACUGGGACGUCAAAUCUAUCAACACAAAGUCAGAGUGGCGUCUCUCCUCCGUGAAGCUAAGCACCAAGAACCUCUGCCUCUUCCUCCGCCUCCCCAACCCCUUCACCGACAACCUCAAGGAUCUCUACCGCUUCUUCGCUUCCAAGUUCGUCACGUUCGUCGGUGUCCAGAUCGAGGAAGACCUUGUUCUGCUUAAGGAGAAUCACGGGAUUGUGAUCAGAAGCUCAUUGGCGAUUGGGAAGUUAGCUGCUAAAGCUAGAGGGACUCCUAUCGUUGAGUUUCUUGGGACGAGAGAGUUGGCUCAUAAGAUACUUUGGUAUGAUAUGAGUAGGCUUGAUUCGAUUCAGUCUAAGUGGGAUGAAGCUGGGGGUAAUGAUCGUCUCGAAGCUGCUGCUAUUGAAGGUUGGCUUAUUUAUAAUGUAUAUGAUCAGUUGCAGCAGUGAUUGUGUUGUUCGUGGAGGACAAUACUUGUUGAGUACUUGAUUGUUUGCGCUUGGUUGGUUCCAGUUUGUGCAUUUUGAUCUCUUUGUUGGUUGUUAUGAGUGAACAAAAUAGUGUCUGAAUAAAAUAAAAAACUAUGUCCGGCUUGUUUUC
This is a messenger RNA of Brassica napus (rape), 940 nucleotides long. RefSeq names its product protein RISC-INTERACTING CLEARING 3'-5' EXORIBONUCLEASE 1. The record is from RefSeq and is a predicted model, not a curated record. Gene Ontology annotation, molecular function: 3'-5' exonuclease activity; nucleic acid binding. NCBI's taxonomy places the organism in Eukaryota, Viridiplantae, Streptophyta, Magnoliopsida, Brassicales, Brassicaceae. The transcript has 2 exons. Bases 187 to 789 code for a protein of 200 amino acids. Gene Ontology annotation, cellular component: nucleus; cytoplasm.